UAAUUUCGUCAUCGCGGCCGGACAUAUAUUCUACUUUCGAUUAUUUGCACUGAAAAGAGGGUUUUCUUUCUAGGGUUUAUACUCAACCUCGUAUUUUCCAUGGAUAAAUUCGAUAGGCAUAGAGGCGGGGAUAGAUACGGCAACGGUGGCGAAGAAACACGCCAUUACAAUUCUAGCGGCCGGCUGUCUCGGGACGGCGGAUCUCCGUUCCGCCACCAUCGGCAGGAUGACUUUCGAGAUGGCGGAGGAGGACGCAACAGUCCUCACAAUAACCGAGGAGGGUUCUCAGGCGGCGGUGGUGGGAGGGAAAGUCAGAGGGCGUUUGAUAGUCCUCCGCAGACCUGCCUUCCGCCGCUUGGUGGCGUCGGAGGCGUCGGAGGAGGGGGUUUGAGGCCGAUUGGUGCUGGAAUUGGAGGGUUUCAGCCGAUGAUUGAUGGACCAAUAGGUGGCGGUGGUGGAAGAGGGUUUGAACCAAUUGGAGGAGGCGGCAGGGAAGGAUUUCGGCCGAAAGCUGGCGGCGUGGAGUUUCCACGGGUGGGUGGCGGAAGCAUUGAUGGGGGAGGUUUUCAACCCAUGGAUGGUCCUAGCAGUUAUGGCAGAGGGUUUCGGCCCAUGGGUGGUCCUGGCGGUGAUGGUGGAGGGUUUCGGCCUAUGGGUGUUCCUGGCAGUGAUGGUGGAGGGUUCCGGCCUAUGCGUGGCAAUGAUGGUGGGAGGUUUGAUUUGGAUGAGUACCACGGGCAGCCGACCCCUCUUACGGGCCAGAAGCGAGGGUAUCCUUUUUCUGGAAGAGAAAGAUCUCCAGUUGCUCUGAUCAAGGAUAAGAGGACUGGACUGCAACAAGGUCUGGGGGGUCUGAAGGAAGCCACUAUAGGCUUAGUGUGGAUAUUGGAUGUCGUGUUUUGUGUUUCUAAGGGUGAUGUUGUUAAAGAAUGUUGUCUUUUGCGGAAGAGGGGAUGCUGUUUCAUUAAGUAUGCUACUUCUGAAGAGGCUGAUAGGGCCAUUAGGGCUCUGCAUAAUCAAUAUACAUUACCUGGGGCUAUGGGUCCUAUCCAAGUCAGAUAUGCUGAUGGAGAGCGAGAACGUCUUGGCACAACGGAGUUCAAGUUGUUUGUGGGGUCAUUGAAUAAACAAGCUACUGUGAAGGAAGUUGAAGAAAUUUUCUCUCCUUAUGGUAGAGUUGAAGAUGUUUACCUGAUGCGAGAUGAAAUGAAGCAGAGCCGUGGAUGCGGAUUUGUUAAAUUUUCUCAGAGAGAUAUGGCACAAGCAGCCAUUAAUGCGCUUAAUGGAACAUACACCAUGAGUGGCUGUGACCAGCCAUUAACGGUUAGAUUUGCUGAUCCUAAGAGACCUAGAGCUGGGGAUUCCAGAAGUGGUUCUUCUUUUGGUGGACCUGCUUUUGGCCCUCGUUUUUCAUCUCCUGCAAUCAGGUAUUUCCUUAGACCACCUCUCCAGUCACAGCAGAAUAUGCCACCACCGCCUGCACAAGUACAGACUUCAAGUUCAGCUUCUUUUUCAAGCCUUCAAAGUUUACAGGGAUCAUACAUUCAACCCGGACAAAUGCAGGCCCCUCAGCAGUUGCCUGGACAGAACAGUCAAUUCUCUGUUCCCCUGACCCAAGGGCAGCGUAAUGCACCAGCUGCACCUGGACAGGUACAUGUCCAGGUGAACCAACAAUUGCCAACCACCCAGCAGCUCGAGUCUCCAUCACAUUUGGCCCAGAUGCUGUCACAACAGAAGCAUAAUCUGCAAGCGACGUUUCAAUCAUCACAACAAGCCUUCAACCAGCUACAACAUCAGGUGCAGCAACUACAGCCGGCAAACCAGAAUACAGCGGCUCAUCAGACUCCUUGGUCUGGUACUUUGCCCCAGCCAGUUGCAAACGCCUCAGUUUUCCAGCCAGCUGGAAAUGUAACUGCAACCACACCUGCCAUGGCUACUAACCAAGACAUCCCUACAGUUAGUUGUAACUGGACAGAGCACACAUCUCCUGAUGGUUUCAAGUACUACUAUAACAGCCUGACUGGUGAAAGCAAGUGGGAAAAACCUGAAGAGCUGACACUAUAUGAGCAGCAGCAGCAACAGAAGCCACCUAUCCAACAUCAUCAAGUACAGGCUUCUCAAAUGCAAGUACAGCUUCAAGGUCAAUACGGGCAGCUUCAAAACCAGCCCAAGCCAUUACAGCAAGCUACUCGAACCUUGGUUACUGGGUUUUCGGCCACUCUGGACAGUAAGAAUCAGGAACAUGGGUAUGGUCAAAUACCUGCAGAGACCGGUCAAGUAACCAACCCCACACGAAACCAACAGGGUGUUCAGGCUUCGCAGGAAUGGAUGUGGAAGAAUAAAAAUUGAGAUAAGUGCUUGGUGCAAGUAGAAGAUGAUUACAUUUUCGGACAAAGAGGAAACAGAGUAUUGGACAAGAAAUGGAACAACAUAAGUUCAUGAAGUGAACAAAACCCCUUGGGACACUUCUGGUUGAGGGCCUGUGAGAUUCUGAGGCAGCCUAUGUUCAGAUAAAUACGUGUGAGCCGGUUACUCACAUUACAAUUACAUGUUAAAAUGUCUUAAAAUGCGUAUUCUGAGAGUUUCAUGGAGGGGUGUUGUAACGGGUUGUAUUAUAACUUAACCUGUGGUUCUGGAUUUACUUUUCGAGAGUAGCCAUUAGAAUUUAUUUAUAUAUUUAUACACAUAUUAGUUUAACUUAAUGUUAUGGUUAGGUUACAAACCUUUAGCAGCCUUUGUGGGUUAUGAAACCUACUUUUGAGCAAUUCAAAGGAUUUUGUUCUUUUCUGGUUAGCUGCUAUA
Molecule: messenger RNA, 2802 nt
Organism: Striga asiatica
Lineage: Eukaryota; Viridiplantae; Streptophyta; Magnoliopsida; Lamiales; Orobanchaceae
Source: the annotation of a GenBank genome assembly